This is a messenger RNA of Lates calcarifer (barramundi perch), 890 nucleotides long. RefSeq names its product ankyrin repeat domain-containing protein 22. The transcript has 6 exons. Lineage: Eukaryota; Metazoa; Chordata; Actinopteri; Centropomidae. Bases 85 to 660 code for a protein of 191 amino acids. The record is from RefSeq and is a predicted model, not a curated record. Gene Ontology annotation, molecular function: protein binding.
UUUAUUUUGAAAUGUGAGACCGGAAGUGAGUUUGCUGACGAUGUUGGGGUGUUGACGUAUCCAGGUGUGUUCGAGCCGGUCGACAUGGGUCUGGUUUACUCCGAGCCGGCCUGUCAGUCAGCAUACGACGGAGACAUCCAUCAGCUCUACCACAUCCUGAGCAACGACCCGAGCAGCCUGAACGUCCGGGAGAAGUACAACGGGGACACGCCCCUCAUCGCCGCCUGUCGCCGCGGCAACCUGAGGGUAGUCAAAUACCUGCUGGACAACCGUGCCGACGUCCACCUGACCAAUAAGAAACACAGGACCUGUCUCCACUAUGUGUCCAAGAGAGGCUUCUCUCUGCUGGAUUAUCUGAUGAUCUCCAUCCUGAUGCCCAUCCUGCUGCUCGGAUACUUCCUCAUGUUACAGAAGCAGAGGCAGAACGUGGCUCUGAUGGAGGCCGUGCUGAGCAGCAAAGUCAACGUCAACGCUGUCGACUACAAAGGAAACACUGCACUUCACUACGUCUGUAAGAGGAAGAGUCACCGCCUGGUCCCUCUGCUGCUCGACAAGAACGCCAACACCAAGGUCAAGAAUAACGACGGAGAGACACCGUUGGACAUCGCCACCAGACUGAGGUUCAACAAGAUCGUCUACAUGCUGAAGAAGACCCAGUGAUGGAGGACGAGAGGACAGACUAACGGAGCUAACAGUUUCCCCCAGCUUCAGGUCUUUGUGCUAAGCUAGGCUAGCCCCCCACCCCACCCCCGCUCUGUACCGAACAUGAGAUUAAAACCAUCAUCAGUGAGCAUGAACGUGUGUGUUUGUGGAUAAGAAGGUAAAACAUUUCAGAUUAAAUUGUUUCUUCUUGUUUUAUCUGGUUAUUAAUAAAAACUGUCACAUUCUCA